GACUAUACGUAAACGUCACAAGUUGAAGUAAAUAAAAACAAAGUGAAUUGGGGGUAUUAUUGGCUAAAUUAUAAUAAAAUUACCUACUUUUUAAAAUGUCCGGAGAAGAUUGUGAUGCCUUUGAUCGAGGAGACAACGACGGACAGAAGCCAGAUAAAAUGUUUACUUUGAAAAAGUGGAACGCUGUUGCCAUGUGGAGUUGGGAUGUGGAGUGUGAUACCUGCGCUAUUUGCCGCGUCCAAGUUAUGGAUGCCUGUCUGCGCUGCCAAGGUGAGAGUAAGAAGGAUUCGUACGGCAAACAAGAUUGCGUCGUGGUGUGGGGCGAGUGCAAUCACAGCUUCCACUUCUGCUGUAUGUCCUUGUGGGUGAAGCAGAACAACCGGUGCCCACUCUGCCAGCAGGAGUGGUCCAUACAGCGCAUGGGCAAAUAAUUUAAUCAAAUAAUACCAAGAAUGUACUACAUCUUAGAUGUCUUCUUAUAAUAAACGUUGCAAUCUCA
Molecule: messenger RNA, 499 nt
Organism: Spodoptera frugiperda (fall armyworm)
Lineage: Eukaryota; Metazoa; Arthropoda; Insecta; Lepidoptera; Noctuidae
Gene: Roc2
Product: RING-box protein 2
Exons: 2
Coding region: 96-431 (111 amino acids)
Biological process (GO): ubiquitin-dependent protein catabolic process; protein ubiquitination
Cellular component (GO): nucleus; Cul5-RING ubiquitin ligase complex
Molecular function (GO): zinc ion binding; ubiquitin protein ligase activity; cullin family protein binding
Source: RefSeq, a predicted model, not a curated record